AUCAAAACCCCUGUUAAUAAACUGUUUAUCGUUUUUGUUAGCCCAUGAUUUAACCAAAGAAAACGCGUUAAGUUAGUUACCAGAAAAUGACAGACUAAAAUAAUUGAUCCAGGAUAAUCAAGUUCAGCACUACCACCAAUUGUAGAAACAGUCCUCGCACCACGUGACGAGAUCUCCUCCUUCUUCCCCAACCCCACACCAUUUUAAACCCUAUUCCUCCUAUCUCUCUCUCUCUCCGUCUCUCUCGAGCUAAGAUUCGCUUUCUCUCUUUAGAUUUUGAUCUAGAUCGUUUUCAGCUGGUAUUUGCUAGGGUGGGGUGAGGACUUUAUUCUGGGAAUGGAGGAUGGCAAAGAGCAGCGAGUGGAUGAGUCUGAAAAAUCAUCGCCACAGGAGGAGGAAGCUAUAAAGAAAAAAUAUGGUGGCAUUAUUCCCAAAAAACCACCACUAAUUUCCAAGGACCAUGAACGUGCUUACUUCGAUUCUGCUGAUUGGGCUCUUGGAAAGCAAGGUGUUGACAAGCCAAAAGGACCACUUGAAGCCCUUCGGCCAAAAUUACAGCCCACACAGCAGCAAACACGAUACAGAAAGUCUCCAUGUGCUCCAUCAGAUGGUGAAGAUGGAGGAAGUGCUCCUUCUGAGGAUUCAGCUGCCAAUGAAUGAGAGUGCUUUUGGUCUUUUAAUCCUCUGAGACCUAUCAACUGUUGUUAUGGUACCUAUAUUGGUGAUGGAUGAUAUUCUGUUGUUCCUGAAAACAAACUUGGUGAAGAUGAUGUGAACUUAAGCUAUAAUGAAAAAAGAGAAAUGCAUUACACCAACAUUACUACAGUUGAAACUAAUCCAUAACUUCUGGUGUUCCAAGUUUUGUUGUGGGACAUUAUUGCUUUCGUUAUUAAUGAUGGAAGAGCUAUUUGCAAAAUUCUAAAAA
Molecule: messenger RNA, 925 nt
Organism: Prunus persica (peach)
Lineage: Eukaryota; Viridiplantae; Streptophyta; Magnoliopsida; Rosales; Rosaceae
Exons: 7
Coding region: 337-660 (107 amino acids)
Cellular component (GO): cytoplasm
Molecular function (GO): protein phosphatase inhibitor activity
Source: RefSeq, a predicted model, not a curated record